Hevea brasiliensis (rubber tree) is the source of this 942-nucleotide messenger RNA. RefSeq lists its product as uncharacterized. The record is from RefSeq and is a predicted model, not a curated record. The transcript is spliced from 6 exons. NCBI's taxonomy places the organism in Eukaryota, Viridiplantae, Streptophyta, Magnoliopsida, Malpighiales, Euphorbiaceae. Bases 79 to 714 code for a protein of 211 amino acids.
UACCAACUUGAAAACCCAAAAAAAAUCCUUCACCUUAACUGCAAAUUGCAUUCUCUCUCUCUCUCUCUGCUGGAAGAGAUGGCCUUCUUUAGAGCGCUGCCUUUUCUUGCUCUGCUUCUUGUGUUGCUGCCUAUGAUUGCUUUAGGAGAUGAUCCCUUAACUCCUUACCUUCAGAAAAUAUGCGAUGAAGUGGAAUGUGGGAAAGGAACAUGCGUAGCAAACAUAACAUACCCACUAGGGUACAAGUGCCAAUGUGAUCGUGGUUGGACCAGAACCACAAAUGAUGAUAUUAAUAAUAAUCUCACGUUCCUUCCUUGUGUCAUCCCAAAUUGUACUCUCAACUAUGGUAACUGCCAGGAUCCCCCUAAACCAGCUCCAGAGAAGCCUGUUCCCUGGAAUGCAUCAGCCUUCGAUCCUUGCUAUUGGAUCUACUGUGGAGGAGGUACCUGCACAAAGAAUGGAACAUAUACUCACUUGUGCACAUGCAACUCUGGAUUCUUCAACCUUCUCAACAUCGCUUACUUCCCAUGCUACAGCGAAUGUACAAUUGGAUCUGAUUGUUCCAGCCUUGGGAUUAAAGUUUCAAAUACACAGGCAACAAAUAAUACUGCUGGUGGUGCUCCUGCAGGGAGUCAUGGUAGCUCAAUUAUGCCUGGGAAGUUCCACUGGAUGAUCAUAUUGCUUGUGUCUAUGAUUAUGGUUCUGCGGAAGUAGGAGAAAAGCACUGUCUCACCAGCCUCUAUUUUCUCCAUAUUAUAGUAAUUUAUGCUUAGAAAUAAAAUUUACUUGGUUUUGAUUAUUCUACCGAUUCUUGUGUAGAAAUUCAGUUUGUGUUGAAUAAAAUAUAGACGACAGGCAAGGGUGAUUUGUUUAGGUAGUACACAUGUUUUGAGCAUGUAAAUUUCUUUGUUUACAUACAAUUUAUCAAUUCUUGUUUUUGUU